Messenger RNA from Ochotona curzoniae (black-lipped pika), 3198 nucleotides. It is a transcript of the gene B4GALNT4, whose product is annotated as beta-1,4-N-acetyl-galactosaminyltransferase 4. Gene Ontology annotation, molecular function: acetylgalactosaminyltransferase activity. The coding region runs from base 1 to 3015 and encodes 1004 amino acids. Lineage: Eukaryota; Metazoa; Chordata; Mammalia; Lagomorpha; Ochotonidae. Gene Ontology annotation, cellular component: Golgi cisterna membrane. The transcript is spliced from 20 exons. The record is from RefSeq and is a predicted model, not a curated record.
AUGCCGCGCUUCCCGGUGAAGAAGGUGCGCAAGCAGGCGAAGCUGCUGCUGCUGCUGCUGCUGCUGACCGGCGCCGCCUGGCUCACCUUCGUGCACCUGAGCCUGGCGCGCCCGGGCCGCGCGCCCCGCCGGCGCCCGGGACUCCCGGGAGAGAGUGAGCGGCCAGUGGGUGUGACUGAGGGGCGAAGUGUCCAGACCGUGCCGUCCCCACAGCAGACGGAGGAGUCCAGUGAGAGUCAGGAAGAGGAGCAGGGGCUGGAUGGUCACAACCCGGAUGCUCUGUUUCCUGGGGGUGCUAGGAGGUCACUCCCCGUGAACCUCACUCACCAGGUGCCCCCAUGGCGGGAGGAGUACAAAGGGCAGGUGAACCUGCAUGUGUUUGAGGACUGGUGUGGAGGUGCAGUGGGCCACCUGCGAAGGAACCUACACUUCCCACUGUUUCCCCAUAUUCGCACCACAGUGAAGAAGCUUGCCGUGUCCCCCAAGUGGAAGAACUAUGGCCUUCGGAUCUUCGGCUUCCUCCACCCAGCGAGAGAUGGUGAUGUCCAGUUUUCUGUGGCCUCGGACGACAACUCAGAGUUCUGGUUGAGCGUGGACGAGAGCCCAGCGGCUGCCCGGCUGGUGGCCUUUGUGGGCAAGACUGGCUCUGAGUGGACGGCUCCUGGAGAAUUCACCAAGUUCAGCUCGCAGGUGUCAAAGCCAAGGCGGCUCAUGGCUUCCCGGAGGUAUUACUUCGAGCUGCUGCACAAGCAGGACGACCGUGGCUCGGACCACGUGGAAGUGGGCUGGCGCGCCUUCCUGCCUGGCCUGAAGUUUGAGGUCAUCGGCUCCGCCCACAUCUCCCUGUACACAGACGAGUCCGCGCUGAAGAUGGACUAUGUGGCCCACGUGCCUCAGUCUCCAGCCAGCCACGUUGGGGGGCGCGCACCGCCGGAGGAGCCGAGCGCCGACAUGCUGCGGCCGGACCCCAGGGACACCUUUUUCCUCACCCCACGCGUGGAGCCCGCCAGUGUGGAGAAUGUGCUGGAACCCUGCGCCUACGCCCCCACCUACGUUGUCAAGGACUUCCCCAUCGCCAGAUACCAGGGCCUGCAGUUUGUGUACUUGUCCUUCGUGUACCCCAACGACCACACGCGCCUCACCCACAUGGAGACAGAGAACAAGUGUUUCUACCGCGAGUCGCCACUCUACCUGGAAAGGUUCGGGUUCUACAAAUACAUGAAGAUGGACAAGGAGGAGGGCGAGGAGGAGGAGGUGCAGCGCCGGGCUUUUCUCUUUCUCAACCCGGAGGACCUCCUGGAAGAUGAAGGCGAGGGGGACCUGCUGGACGGCGCAGAGCCCACAGAGGUGGCCGGCAGCUUUGCCUCCCCGACGCCCCCCAGCGCCCCGGAUGAGCUGACGCCCCGGCGCUCCCGCGCCCUGAGCUGGGCCGCAGGGGCUGCACGCCCCCUACCCCUCUUCCUGGGCCGCGCCCCGCCGCCCCGCAACACCGAGCGCCAGCGCCCGCCUCCGCCCCCACGGGUGUACGUGACCCGGGUGCGGCUGGGCCGUCACAGGAGCCCUGGGGCAUCUGCACUGCGUGGCCCGCCCUGGCCGCCUUUUCCAGGUGUCUUCCUGCGCCCCAGGCCUCUACCCAGAGUGCGGCUGCGGCCACCCCCACACGCGCCCCAUCCCCGUGGCCGCAGGACUGGUGCUCCCCAGACCCACGCAGAACCCACCGCAGGGGCCUGGGAGGGCCAGGCCAGCUCGCCAGGGCCCCCAACACCAGUAGCCUCCAACUGGUCUUCAGAGACGCGGCCCGUCACCUCCUUCCUGAGCCUAUCCCAGGCGACCCGGCUGAGGGAGGGCGAGGAGGAGGAUGAUGGAGAGGAGGCAGCGCUUGGCGACAGCGCGGAGGCGGCCAUGGGCCGGGCCCCGGGGCGCUGGCGUGAGGCGGCCAUUGAUUGGCAGCGCACGUUCAGCGUGGGCACCGUGGACUUCGAGCUGCUGCGCUCCGACUGGAACGACCUGCGCUGCAAUGUGUCUGGGAACCUACAGCUGGCUGAGGCCGAGGCCGUGGACGUGGUGGCACAGUACAUGGAGCGGCUCAACGGGCGCCAUGGCGGGCGCUUCGCACUGCUGCGCAUCGUGAACGUGGAGAAACGCCGGGACUCGGCUCGCGGGAGCCGCUUCUUGCUGGAGCUGGAGCUACAGGAGCGUGGCGGUGGCCGCCUGCGCCUGUCGGAGUACGUUUUCCUGCGUCUGCCCGGGGCCCGUAGCGCCGAUGCCAACGACGGCGCGGAGACACAGAGCCCCGCGCCACCCGCCGCUGCCUCGGCACGCCCGGACGGGCGCCCUGAGCUGUGCCGGCCACUGCGCCUGUCCUGGCGCCAGGACGUGACGGUUCACUUCAUCGUGCCAGUGAAGAACCAGGCGCGCUGGGUGGCACAGUUCCUGGCGGACAUGGCCGCCCUGCAGGCGCGCACUGGGGACUCGCACUUCAGCGUGGUCUUGGUGGACUUCGAGAGCGACGACAUGGACGUGGAGAAGGCCCUGCGCAUGGCACGACUGCCCCGGUACCAGUAUCUGAGACGCACGGGGAACUUCGAGCGCUCGGCUGGGCUGCAGGCUGGAGUAGACGCUGUGGAGGAUCCCCGCAGCAUCGUCUUCCUCUGCGACCUGCACAUCCACUUCCCACCGAGCAUCCUAGACAGCAUCCGCAAGCACUGCGUGGAGGGCAAGCUGGCCUUCGCCCCCGUGGUCAUGCGCCUGGGCUGCGGGAGCUCUCCAGGGAACCCCCGCGGUUACUGGGAGGUGAACGGAUUCGGCCUCUUCGGGAUCUACAAGUCCGACUUCGACCGCGUGGGUGGCAUGAACACAGAGGAAUUCCGCGACCAGUGGGGCGGCGAGGACUGGGAGCUGCUGGACAGGGUCCUGCAGGCGGGGCUGGAGGUGGAGCGGCUGAGGCUGCGGCACUUCUACCACCACUACCACUCCAAGCGUGGCAUGUGGGGCGCCCGUCCUGGGGGACCCUGACGACGCACCCCGGCCCGGCAGCCCCCCACCACUGCGCCUGUCUGGCCACCCCAGCGCCGAGCUGGCCUCCUGCGCACUGCGACGAUUUCUGUGAAAUUUUGCGUAGUGAUGACAUUGUUUUCAGGAUUUCCGUCUGUUCUGGUUUUUAUUCAGAAUGAAAUGAAAUAUUUUUUUUAGUUCGGA